AGGGCUCUUACUUUCUUGCGCGGGCUUCCGGGGGGGCACCUAGAGGGCGCUGGACGAGAUGGACUUUCUUGUGACCUGAUCCAGCAGUCAGGUGACAGGUCGGGCCCCCUCCUCUAAGCAAAAGCCUCUUUGCCAAGCGACGCGUGCAGCGCAUAAGUGAACCGACCCUUUGUGGGAAGCAGAGCCUUCGUUCGCUUCCUUUUUCAUUUCUGCGCAGACUGAGCCUCACCGGUCCAGUGUUGAGUUUUAGGGAGAAAAGCGCGAUGGGAAUCGAGUCGGGUGCUCUCUCGCAGCUCCUCCUCUGGCCAGCAGGGGGCGCGCGCAGGAAAAGAAAAGUGGCAAUGCGAAGAAGUAAACUUCCGAAGGCUAGAGAAGUUGUUGCCUUGGGAGCGUCCUGGCAGGGCGCUAGUCUUCGUGGUGUUGAAAGCCCCACGCAGGGAAGGAGCGGGUGGCUCCUCUUUUACCCCGCGAGCAGCUUUUCCUUAGGCCGUUGCCAUGGGAGGGUAUCUGUUUUCCUGCCCCCGAUAUCAGAAGAAAGUCCGCUACUUUUGCUAUGGAGCUGCCAGGAUGCGCCGAGAGCCGUGGUUAACCCCUUUUCCGCCGGGCCCUGCGGAGGCGGAGCCUCUUCUCUGCAGCUGAGGAGUUUUCUGGGGGGCGUGGAGGGGUUAAAGGGGGCGGGUCGAAGGCGCUCCCAGCUGGCUCCCCGGCUGUCCCCGCCUCACCCCGGCAGCUGUCUGGCUGGGGGAACCAGAGGGGGCUCUAUUCCUGCCAGUGCCUACGUGUGGUGAAAAAACCGUGUUGCAAGUUUUGUGGUGCUGCGGAAUCCGGAACAGGAUCCGGAUCAAGGAGGAGAGCCAUGCGGAGCAGGAGCAACUCCGGAGUGCGGCUGGACGGCUACGCCCGCCUGGUGCAGCAGACCAUCCUCAGGCACCAGAUUAGAAUAAAGAUUUCUGCAAAGCAGAGGACCCAAGCUUCUCUGCCAAGUCACUAGGUCCAUCAGCUGUUCUGGAUCAAAUGUAACAUAUAAGGAGAACCCGGUCACAGGGCUGCUUCCAGCCAGCUGCGACCACAGAGAUGCUUGGGUCCGGGAUAACGUCUACAGCAUCUUGGCGGUUUGGGGGCUGGGCCUGGCCUAUCGCAAGAAUGCAGACCGGGACGAGGACAAGGCGAAGGCCUACGAACUGGAGCAGAGCGUGGUGAAGCUGAUGCGGGGCCUGCUGCAGUGCAUGGUGAGGCAGGUGGACAAAGUAGAAGCCUUCAAGUACAGCCAGAGCACCAAGGACUGCCUCCACGCCAAGUACAACACCAGCACGUGUGCCACAGUGGUAGGAGACGACCAGUGGGGCCACCUGCAACUGGACGCCACCUCCCUGUACCUGCUCAUGCUGGCUCAGAUGACGGCCUCAGGGCUUCACAUCAUCCACAGCCUGGAUGAAGUCAAUUUCAUCCAGAACCUCGUCUUCUACAUUGAAGCGGCUUACAAGACGGCUGACUUUGGGAUCUGGGAGCGUGGAGACAAGACCAACCAAGGGAUCACGGAGCUGAAUGCCAGCUCUGUGGGCAUAGCAAAGGCGGCCCUCGAGGCCUUAGAUGAGCUGGACCUCUUUGGGGCCAAGGGGGGCCCCCAGUCAGUGAUCCAUGUGCUGUCGGACGAGGUGCAGCAUUGCCAGUCCAUUCUCCAUUCUAUGCUGCCGAGGGCUUCAAAUUCCAAAGAGGUCGACGCCAGCCUCCUCUCAGUCAUCUCUUACCCAGCUUUUGCCGUAGAAGACAAUGAGGUGGUGGAGAAAACCAAGCAAGAGAUCGUCACCAAGUUGCAGGGCCGUUACGGUUGCUGCCGCUUCCUCCGGGAUGGCUACAGAACCCCCAGGGAGGACCCCAACCGUCUCUACUAUGAGCCUGCGGAGCUGAAGCUCUUUGAAAACAUUGAGUGUGAGUGGCCUCUUUUCUGGACCUACUUCAUCAUUGACGGCAUCUUCAGUGGCAACCUUGAGCAGGUCCAGGAGUACCGAGAGGCCCUGGAUGGCAUCCUCAUCAAGGGGAAGAACGGGCUCCGGCUGCUGCCAGAGCUGUACAGCGUCCCUCUGGAGAAGGUGGAGGAGGAAUACCGCAACCCUCAUACCGUUGAUCGGGUGCCACUGGGCAAACUGCCGCUGAUGUGGGGUCAGUCUCUCUACAUCCUGGGCUGCCUCAUGGCAGAGGGCUUUCUGGCUCCAGGGGAGAUUGACCCUUUGAACCGUAGGUUUUCAACCACCCCCAAGCCAGAUGUGGUGGUGCAAGUGUGCAUCCUAGCCGAAACAGACGCCAUUAAGAUCAUCUUGCGGAAGGAAGGCAUCGAGGUGGAGACGGUGGCGGAUGUCUACCCCAUCCGAGUGCAGCCAGCGAGAAUUCUCAGCCACAUCUAUGCCCGCCUGGGCCGCAACAAACGCAUGAACCUGAGCGGGCGACCCUUCCGGCACAUGGGUGUCUUGGGGACCUCCAAGUUCUACGACAUCCGGAACAACAUCUUUGCCUUCACGCCACAGUUCAUAGACCAACAGCAGUUCUACCUGGCCCUUGACAACAAGAUGAUUGUGGAGAUGCUCCGGACGGACCUUUCCUACCUGUGCAGCCGCUGGAGGAUGACGGGGCGCCCAACGAUCACCUUCCCUGUCUCGUAUACUAUGCUUGAUGAAACUGGCACCAGCAUCCAUCCAGCUGUCUUGGCCACAUUGCGGAAGCUGCAGGACGGGUAUUUUGGAGGGGCAAGGAUCCAGACGGGUAGGUUGUCUGACUUUCUCACGACUUCGUGUCGCACACACCUCAGCUUCAUGGACCCCGGGCCGGAGGGUAAGCUCUAUGCUGAUGACUAUGGGCUCAGCCUUGAAAGCUUCAGUGAGCUAGACCCUGAGGACUGGCUGCAUGGCUUUCAGUUGGCAGAAGAUGCUGACAUCUGUGACGAAGUUGCCCAGUACUUGGACCACCUUCUGCAGAAGACGGCUCCCAAGGAAAACCUCCCGCCGACCGCGCAGAAGGGGCUGCAUCGCUUCCGUGCAGCAGUGCACACCACCAAGGACCUCGUGUCUCUGGCCACCAAGGCCAAAGAGCUACAUGUGGAAAAUGUCAAUAUGUACAUCCCGUCCAACCUCUUCCAGGAGUCGCAGCCGUCUGUUCACCUGCUGGGCUCAUCGCAUAAACAGGACGCCAGGCAGCCCUUCAUCCCGGCCAAGCUGAACCUUCCCAAGGAGGCCGACGGGAGUGUUGACUGCAAGGCUUUGGUGGCCCAGCUCCGGGAGUGUCCAACCCUGCAAGACCAGGCCAACCACCUCUACGUGCUCCACACCCUCAAGGGGCCCGACUGGGACACGGAGAUCUAUGGGGAAACAGGGGCCACAGUCAACAAUCUCCUCAUGGAGCUCUAUGGCAAAGUUGGGGCAACCCGCCAGUGGGGCCUGAUCCGCUUCAUCUCUGGGAUCCUGAAAAAGAAGGUGGAAGCUCUCGACGAGGCCUGCACUGACCUGCUGUCGCACCAGAAGCACCUGACGGUAGGGCUCCCCCCAGAGCCUCGCGAAAAGACCAUCUCGGCUCCGCUGCCAUAUGAGAAGCUCACAUGCCUGAUUGAUGAAGCCAGUGAGAAGAAUAUGAGCAUCUCCAUCCUGACCCAGGAGAUCAUGGUUUACCUGGCCAUGUACAUCCGGACGCAGCCUGCCCUCUUUGCAGAGAUGUUCCGCCUUCGCAUUGGGCUCAUCAUCCAGGUGAUGGCGACGGAGCUGGCCCACUCACUGUCCUGCUCAGCUGAGGAAGCUACUGAGAGCUUGAUGAAUCUCAGCCCUUCAGAUGUGAAGAGUCUUCUGCAUCACAUUCUCAGUGGCAAAGAGUUUGGCGUGGAGAGAAGCGUGCGCUCUGUGGAUCCAACGCUGACCCCAGCAGUCUCCAUCCGUGCAGUCGGUCCUGCUGGAGCCACUAAAACGGAGCGUGCUGGGAUUGUCCGGCUCAAGAGUGAGAUCAAGCAGCAACUGGAUAGACGUAGGCAGUCUGUGUCUGAGAUUAAGUCUGGUGGUCUUCACUCCUUGGAGACCAGCAUGGAACCUUCCCAGUUGCCCAGAGACUCAGCAGCUCUGGCUGGCCCACUGGAGGACCACCCCUCCAAGGAUGGGCGCCAAGGUCAGUGGCAGCGGAGAAGGCGGCUGGAUGGGGCCCUCAACAGAGUCCCUGUGGGAUUCUACCAAAAGGUCUGGAAGAUCCUGCAGAAGUGCCAUGGACUCUCUGUUGAUGGUUUUGUGCUUCCUUAUACUACAACCAGAGAGAUGACUCCAGGAGAGCUCAAGUUUGCAGUCCAUGUUGACUCUGUCCUCAACAGAGUCCCUCAGCCAGAGUACCGGCAGCUCUUUGUAGAGGCCAUCUUGGUCCUGACUUUACUGGCGGAUGUGGAGGUUCAGAGCAUCGGCGGGAUUAUUGCCGUGGAGAAGAUCGUCCACAUUGCAAAUGGCUUGUUCUACGACGAACAGAAAGCCCUGGGUGCCGACGACCACAUGCUGGAGAAAGAUCCCACCACGGGGAUCUGCACUCUACUCUAUGACAGCGCCCCCAGUGGCAGGUUCGGCACCAUGACCUAUCUCUCUAAAGCCGUGGCCACCUACGUGCAGGAGUUCCUCCCCAGUGGUGGCUGCAGCAUGCAAUGAGCCCUUCUGGGUUUCUCUACGCAAGUUUGCAGAACGAGCUUGGGAUUCAAGGCCAGCCUUUAAGCUACUUUUGUUGUCGGCGGGCUGCACCCGGAUCAUUGAACAAACCCACCCAGUUUGGGGGAUUUGACACCCCUUGGCAAAGCAUCCUGGAAAUGAGCCUUGUGCUGCAGUAGCUGUUCUGGCAGGAGGAAGGAGGCGCUUCCAGCGUUGCAAAACAGCAAGGAGCUUGGUCUGCUCUUGGAGGAGGAGUGCUGCAGACCCAGAAUCUCCUUCACUCCCAGAGGAGGGUCUGUGCUUCUCAGGCAGAGGGUCCUGGGAACUGAUCCCCUCUGCCUCUGAUGGGGACAGCCACCUGCAUGCUGUUUUGGAGACUUCAUGCUUCGUGAGCAUCCGAAGGGCAAAAAGAUUUCCUGCACUCUGAGUGCCUGCUUUCAUGGGAGGCUCCUUCUUGCAUGCAGCUACAGCAUUUGUUCCUGGGUGGGCUUUUCCUCUCUCUCGUGUAUUAUGGGGGUGGGGGGUUACCUAUUGCCUGUGUGACUUGAAUGAGCCUGAUCUGCUGCUAGAUACCAAGGUCUCCCUAUUGACACAGCCUCCUGAGUGCCUUAAAGCAGCACAACCAGCCUCACGGGUACUUUCUCUCCCUCGCUCUGGUGCAAAGAGCUGAUGCCCAAACCACUGGAAGGCAGGCUUGCAGCUCUGUCUGUUCUGGUGCCAACCUGGACUAGACGGAGGGGGCUGCAAACCUCAUAUCUCAGAUGUUCGUUUAGAAAAUAAAAUUGGGUCUUUUUUCAAGGCAGCGGCUCGCAGAAUGAACGCCUGCCAGGCACACUACACCGAUGAGCUCUGCUUGGUGGGAAUGUGUCCUAGGUUUCUUCUCAGGUUGUUAGAUUGUCUUCCCGAGUCUACCAAGAGACUGAAAAGACCGUUCUACUAAGAUGCUUGGAACAGGCACUUCACUCCUGUCACCCGUCAUGGCUUGCAGAAGAGAGCUGGUGAAUAUGAACACACCACUGAGCACCUGCCUUGAACGAAAAGCCACUCCAAAGAGGAGGAUUGAUGGUUUGUCCUGGGGAGGAGGCAGGAGCUGCCUGGCUGUAGGAAAGUGCUUGGCCAUUGGCUGGCGGCUCCUCUUGGGUAGCUAGGCUUCAGAUGCCAACCACUACCUUUGUGUGGUUGAUGUGAAAGUCCUCCUUUCCAAAAGCUUAAAAUGUCACAAUGAUCCUCCAGGAUGAAAAGGCCACUGCAGGCAGAGAAGCUUCAUAUGAGUCCCACUGAAGCUUUGGACGUCCUGGUGAGUGUGGCAAGUUUCAACUUGGGGAAUGUUUUUGAAUCUAGCUCCACUCCUUGAAGAAGCAGCUUUGGUCCCAUGCGGUGAGGGAGCUAGACUCCUAAAAGCUGGCCGUGCCGUCCAUGCCCAGCUUCUGGCUGGCAAAGUGGUCCCUCUUUUGUGUGUGUGUGUGUGUGUGUGUGUGUGUGUGUGUGUGUGUGUGUGUGUGUGGUAACAGGGCUGUGGCUGGAUAGCUGUGCUGUGCUUGCUUGCUUUUUUUUCCCCAUCUCAAGUGCCAAAUAUGUUUCUGACAUGCCACUGAAUCUUAAACAGGAGUGCAAAAAUGGAACAAGUCUUAUGGGAACUGUGUUGUGUCCGCAUCUUUUGGGUAUGGUUACUGCCAUGCACUUUUGCAAUAGUUUACUGACUUAAUCAAUUGCACUUUUAUGAUCAAUGAGGGUUCUUGAACCGUGCAACAUUUCAAAACUCCACUCUUGGUUGUUGGUUUUUGUUUGUGUGUGUGUGGGGGGGGGGGUGCUAAACGGCUAGCCACAGUUGGCUUUGGCCCAAUAAAAUAAUAAAGGGUACCUUACAGAAUUUUUAAUGUUUUGAAGAGUGAAAGCCAGAAUAAAAGGUCUCCAGCUCAUGA
Hemicordylus capensis (graceful crag lizard) is the source of this 6577-nucleotide messenger RNA. RefSeq names its product phosphorylase kinase regulatory subunit alpha 1 (gene PHKA1). Gene Ontology annotation, molecular function: calmodulin binding. The record is from RefSeq and is a predicted model, not a curated record. The transcript has 34 exons. Lineage: Eukaryota; Metazoa; Chordata; Lepidosauria; Squamata; Cordylidae. Gene Ontology annotation, cellular component: phosphorylase kinase complex. The coding region runs from base 1206 to 4658 and encodes 1150 amino acids. Gene Ontology annotation, biological process: glycogen metabolic process.